AUGGCCGAUGAAAAUUCGGACAGGUACAACGGAUUAAACACUGGCGCAUCAAUUCCCAACAAUGAAAUAACAAAAGAACAACGAAUUAUCUAUUAUACUGUCCCGGCAAAUAUCCAGUCGAUUACUCCUCAACCUUAUAUCUACAUGCAACAACUGCCAAAUAGUCAAAGUACUCAUCAGUUUUCACCAACGAGACUAAUAAUCCAACAAGCUCCACAACAACAAUCAUUAUCAAGCAAUAACGUUAUAUCCACCAGCACACAACAACCCACAAUGCAUUCCAACAUGAAUUGUCAACAUGCCGUUCUAGCAGCGUGCCAACCACCGAUUAAUAUCAAUGAGCAACCAGCACCAGUAAUGAUUAAUCCAACAAGCUCCUCAACACCAGUACCAUCCAGUACCAAGAGAGGGCGUAAUGACACUAGUGGAAUAUCAGAAACGUAUAUACAAGUACGAUCUCAAUAUCCACAGAUGACUCACACGUCAGACACUAGCAAUGCGCCUAUAAAACGACAUCGUGGUAUGAAUCAACCGAUGAUACAGUUAUCAAAUAAUCAAUUUGAACCUAGUGCAGCGGCUUGUCGUUUCACUGCCACUCGGUUUCCGUUCUCGCUGUUUACCGUCAUUUUCUCACAAGAAGUUCGUGACAAGAUAGUUAUUGAUGAUCUAACCAAACAUGCAAAAGAAAAUCGCAACUUUGAAUUAAAAAUGAUAGCAUAUAGGCGUGGACGUACAGAAGAUAACCAACAUCGCAUAUUAAUCUUUGUUGAGAACGCCGAGUCAUUUGUGUUCUUGUACAAUCAGGAAAAUUGGUCCAACGUAUUAGCUGGCUUGCAGUACAACACAACAAGACCAUCGAUUCCGCCACAACUUGCUCUUGUGAUACCAGCUGUAUCACUUCUGGUAGAUUGGGAGGAUUUUACUCAAGAAUUAAAGGACACUAAUCCUGACAUAAUAAAUGUUAUCCGAUUAAAAAAUAAAUCACAGCAUCCAAUACGUGCAGUUAAACUCGAAUUUAUGUCGGUAAAAGCGCGAAAUGAAAUACUUGAAGCUGGAGAAAUUACAGUGCUACACUUAAAAUACAAAGUGGUUGAAUUCUAUGCACAAGCAAAUGUACUAAUCUGCUCUAACUGCGAUGGCAUAGGGCACUUCAGGAAGAGUUGUCCUCAAAAAAAUGAAUCAACAUGUAAAACUUGUGGUGAAAGAUCAACUAAUUUAAAAGAUCAUAACUGCUCAGGUAUUCCAAAGUGUAUUCGUUGUGGUGAAGCACAUGUCUCAAACGAUCAAAAAUGCAAAAUAGUUCAACAGUAUCGUGCUACCUUAACUCGUAAUCUCCUAGCAAAUGUUAUAACAGCAGCUCAUCAAAACAUUGAAACAGAACCUCCAGACAAUGAGUANAGGGGGGCUACCUAA
Rotaria sp. Silwood2 is the source of this 1413-nucleotide messenger RNA. NCBI's taxonomy places the organism in Eukaryota, Metazoa, Rotifera, Eurotatoria, Philodinida, Philodinidae. The record is from the annotation of a GenBank genome assembly.